AUGACAAUUAUCAUCAACUUUUUUGUUAUUAUUUAUUCGGUAAACAUAGUAUCGGUCUUGUCAUCUGCAACAAUAAUCGAUUGUGAAAUAGGUGAUAUCGAUGUUGUUAUUCCGUGUCCAAUAGACCGAACUCAAUGGACAUUACCUUCAAUACUUCAAUGGUAUCGAUCAAACAAUAGUUAUACUAAGCCUAUUGCUAGUCAAUUUGAUAAUUAUCCUGUACAUAUCGAUGAUAUCUAUCGUAAUAAAUAUAGUCUUCUUUCGAACGGUUCAUUAAAGAUCGAAAAUGUUCAAUUAAAUGAUAAUGAUACAUUUGAAUGUCGAUUGAUUUUAAUUGACCGUGGUCUACUCGAUGUAAAGAGCAACAAUUUUGUUACACUUCGUGUUAAUGAACAACCAUAUUUUAUUAAAUUAUCCAAUUCAUUACAAAUAGUUUCACAUUAUUCAACCGUGAAUUUCAUUUGUCAAAUUUAUGGAGUUCCUGUUCCCAUUGUAAAAUGGUAUAAAAUCAUUGAGAAAAAUAAACAAUACACAAGUAAAGAUGAAAACUUAGAAUUACUUAUAACUGAUAGUCAACAAUUUACUCUUCGAAAUGUUGAUGAUCGGAUGGCUGGUAAGUAUAGAUGUGUGGGUAAAAAUCGACUGGGUACAAUACAAAAUGACUUUCAACUUCUUAUACGUGGUUCGAUCUAUUGGCGACGAUUUCCCGAGAGUCAAACUGUUAAAAUAAACGAUAGUGUCAUAUUGAAAUGUGAAGGAGAAAGUAGUGAAAAACUACAAUAUCAAUGGUUGAAAGAUGAUCUUCCUGUUUUGGAUACAAUCUCAUCAAGAGAUCGUAUACAAACUUAUAGUGAUGGUGUUCUUAGUAUUCAUAAUAUCGAACCUUCGGAUCAUGGAUUUUAUGUAUGUAUAAUAAACACGUUAAAUUCAGCUGGUGUUCGAAGUAAACCGGCAGUAAUAACUGUUAAAUAUCCACCAAUGCCUUCACGUAGUCAUCAAGCAAAAAAUUUGACAUUUAUCCGAGGUUCAACAGGUAUCUGUCCGUGUUUGCUAGAUGCUUAUCCAUCAAUUCAAUCUGUUUCUUGGUAUCGAAAUGGAGAAUCGAUACGCAUUGAACCAAAAGGUGGUGCAUAUUCUAUUACAUCUGAAUUUGGCUUGGUAAUAAAAUCUGUUGAAACAGAUGAUAGCGGUGAAUAUUUUUGUCGUGCACAAAACUCCGAAGGAUUCGGGCAUGAUAGUAGACCAUUUUAUUUAGAAACAAAAGAACCAAUCAAAUUUAUUCUUAAACCAAAGUCUAUCUAUCAUGUAAAUGAACGAGAUAAAUUGAUAUUACCUUGUGUAGCUUUGGGUACUCCACAACCUAUGAUUAAAUGGUUCAAAAAUUCUAUUGAAUUGAGUGACGUUCAUGAAAAUCUAACAUUGGAUUCUAUUGAUAAAACUGACCAUGGUGUGUAUAUAUGUCAAGCAUCAAAUGAACACACAACAACUAAUAUUACCGCAUUAAUCACUGUCGAGAAUUCAACACCUCAAGCACCCCAUAACAUUAAUUACAAACAAAAGUUAUCGAAUCUGUUUAUUUCUUGGGAACCUGGUUAUGAUGGUGGUCGAUUUCAACAUUUUAUUAUCUGGCAUCGAAUGUUACAUAAAAAGAAACGUACCUGGAAUCAAACUCGUGUUUUACCAGAUAACGCAACGGAAUUUACACUAUUUGAUUUAAAAUUACACCAACCCCAUGAAUUAACCAUUGUCGGAGAAAACUAUUUUGGUUUAGGAACAUUCACUCCAAUAAUUACAAUUCAAUUAAAUCAAACACAAGAUUUAUCGAUUGAUUAUCUUUAUCAUUCAAAUACAACAAGUUUAUCUCGACCAUUAUCACCUCGAAAUCUCCAUUUAUACCAAUCAGGAUUAAAUCUUUAUAUAACAUGGGAUCAUCCAGAUUUAGUUGAAUCGUCAGUAAAGGUUGCUUAUUAUGUUAUACUAUGGCGUUCGACAAUUUUAUUUAAUAAUCAACAAUCACAACAAUCAAUUGUUCUACAUCAUCCAAUGCGUUCACAUAUAUUGAGAAAUAUGAAACAAUCUAAAUAUAUUAUACAAGUUGUAGCUUAUUCAAAUCAAGGCACAUAUAGUUUGCCAGCUGAAUCACAAAUUAAUAUUCAAUUUAAUGCAAUUAUUGCUUAUAGUGGAUCCAGUGGUUUACUUAUCAUGUUACUUUGUAUUUUAAUUCUAUUAACAAUAUCAGCGAUAUCGUUCUGUCUGUAUUGUGUAUUCAAAUAUUAUUAUCAUAGACGAUCAUAUAUAACAGAUCUUGAUUGUGAUUCCAAAUGGAAAUGCUGCUGUCUUCCUCAUAUUCGAUAUAAACUAGGUGAUUGUUCUCAUGUGAAAGCUGAUCGAUAUCAUGCAAGUCUUCUCAAAUCACAUGAUGUUCAAACAACACCACUGUAUAAAUCUCAAAAUCGAAUAAUGCAUCACACAGCUACUGCUCCAAUUCAACUACCUUCGCCUCAAGAAAGUUGUACUGAUUCAACAAUAUCCCUAGCCAAAGUUACAACUAUACCACGUUGCCGUGAUUCAAUCAUAUCAAAUACAAUAAUUACACCACAGUUAAAACGUAUUUCACUAUGCAUAGACAAUCCAAAUUCAGUCGUUGGAUCAACUGUGACUUUUGCAGCUAAUGAUGAAACUAAAAUGGCUUCAUUUUUUGAACCAAUUUUAGCAAAUAACAUUUCACCUAUACCAUAUGCUGAUAUAGACAAUCGUAAAACUGGUUCUCGUCUUCCGCUUGAAGCAGUACCAGAGAUCAAUGAACUUGAUGUAGCUAAUAGUCGAUAUAGUUUUGAUCCAUCAAUACUAUCGAUAUUACCUAAUUCUCAUUAUUCUCGUACAGUUCAACCUAGUCCUGUUCUAAUUACAUUUGAUUCUAGUACAUUGAAAUUUCGUACAUGA
Messenger RNA from Rotaria socialis, 2943 nucleotides. The record is from the annotation of a GenBank genome assembly. Lineage: Eukaryota; Metazoa; Rotifera; Eurotatoria; Philodinida; Philodinidae.